AUGUGGUUCUGCUGCCGGUUGCCGCAGAUGUGCCAGGCAGAUUGCUGCAAUGAGUUUGCCACCAACCCGCAAGUACAGCUCCUUUACAUCAUCGCCGCCAUUACCUACAUCGUGUCCGCCUUCCUUGCGGGGGUUCUCCUGGUGGUAGUUGAUGUGAAUACCCUCCGCUUUGCUGAGCCGAAUAUUUUUCUCCUGGCGUGGAUCGUAGAGAUCAUAGGCUUGGCUGUGAUUGUAGCUUGGAUCACCAUGGUGUCAUCCCGCUGCUGCGCCCCUUGCUGCUGCAAGGAGCAGAUGCCGGAUGUCCAGGCAUGUCCCCUUGGAGAGUGCAACGCCAACAAUCUGACGCUCCUGGACUUCCCAUUCCACGUGGCGAUGAUUGGGAUACUCGCCAGCAGAUUCCUGAUCGAGGUGCUUAAGACCCUAGGCACCGAUGUGGAUGAAGACGUCGAGUGGUCCGUUCUUCUGUGGGUUGUCUUGGCACAAGUGCAUGAAAACAUCGCAAAUAACAGUGUUUGCCGCGCGCGCACAUACAUCAGGCAGCCAGCCAUGUAA
This is a messenger RNA of Symbiodinium natans, 552 nucleotides long. Lineage: Eukaryota; Dinophyceae; Suessiales; Symbiodiniaceae. The record is from the annotation of a GenBank genome assembly.